UGCUUUGAAAUUUCGUAUUCUAUUUCUCUUGUAUCUCUGUGGUCAAUGCUUGAUUCUGAUGAGCUAUACUUGUGAUCUAUGUGAUACUCCACUAAGUCAAAUUUUUAUGUCGUUGUAGUAUAUAAACUUAAGAAGUGUCUGUAUAGAGAGAGCGAGAGAGAGAGUCAUCCUUCAGAAAACAGUAACGAUGGCUUCUUACGUUAGUUUAGCCAUUUUCAUGAUGGCUAGUUUUGUUCUAGUCAGGGUUCUAUAUGCCCAACGCCAAUCUGCCAUGGAAGUUGAAUUGGAAGCCUUAAAGGCUUUCAAAAGUUCCAUCCAUUUCGACCCAUUGGGAGCACUUGCUGAUUGGACGGACCUUAACGACCACUACUGCAAUUGGUCUGGCAUUAUCUGUGAUUCUGAAUCCAAAAGGGUCGUUUCGAUUACUUUGAUUGAUCAGCAGCUUGAAGGCAAGAUUUCUCCAUUUAUUGGGAACCUCUCAGCUCUGCAGGUUCUUGAUUUAUCGGACAAUUCGUUUUCCGGGCCGAUUCCAGGUGAAUUGGGUUUGUGUUCCAACCUUUCUCAGCUAACUCUUUACGGAAACUUUCUUUCAGGCCACAUUCCACCCCAGUUGGGAAACCUUGGGUUCUUGCAAUAUGUUGAUUUGGGUCAUAACUUCUUAAAGGGAAGCAUUCCUGAUAGCAUUUGCAAUUGCACGAACUUGUUAGGAUUCGGUGUGAUAUUUAAUAAUCUCACCGGCAGAAUCCCAUCAAACAUAGGAAGCUUAGUCAAUCUUCAAAUUCUGGUUGCAUAUGUCAACAAGCUAGAAGGUUCCAUUCCCCUCUCUAUUGGCAAACUAGAUGCACUGCAAAGUCUAGAUCUUAGCCAGAACAACUUGUCUGGGAACAUACCAGUGGAGAUUGGGAAUUUGUUGAAUUUGGAAUAUCUCUUAUUGUAUGAGAAUGCUUUGGUUGGGAAGAUUCCGGAGGAGAUGGGUAAAUGUGAGAAGCUUCUUUCUUUGGAACUAUACAACAAUAAGUUCAGUGGUCCAAUUCCUUCACAAUUAGGCUCUCUGAUUCAUUUACAAACCUUGCGUCUAUAUAAAAAUAGGUUAAACUCCACUAUACCACAAUCUCUCUUACAGUUGAAAGGUUUAACCCAUUUGCUUCUAUCAGAGAACGAGUUAAGUGGAACUAUAUCUUCUGAUAUUGAAUCUCUGAGAUCAUUGCAGGUUUUGACCCUUCACUCAAAUAGAUUUUCCGGGAUGAUUCCUUCAUCUUUGACAAACUUGUCUAACUUAACACAUUUGUCUCUGAGCUACAAUUUUUUCACUGGUGAGAUUCCAUCCACUUUAGGUUUGCUUUAUAAUCUGAAGAGAUUGACAUUGAGCAGCAAUCUCUUAGUGGGUUCAAUUCCGUCUAGUAUUGCCAAUUGUACCCAGCUUUCUAUAAUUGAUCUUUCAUCCAAUAGGCUGACAGGGAAAAUACCCCUGGGAUUCGGGAAGUUUGAAAAUCUUACUUCCCUCUUUCUUGGAUCAAAUAGGUUUUUUGGUGAAAUCCCAGAUGACUUAUUUGAUUGUUCAUCUCUUGAGGUCAUAGACCUAGCUCUAAACAAUUUCACUGGAUUGUUAAAAUCCAAUAUUGGCAAGCUUUCCAAUAUUCGAGUUUUCAGAGCCGCAUCAAAUUCAUUUUCUGGGGAGAUUCCAGGGGACAUUGGCAACUUAAGCAGACUCAACACUUUAAUACUUGCAGAAAAUAAAUUUUCAGGUCAAAUUCCUGGGGAGUUGUCUAAGCUCUCUCUUCUUCAAGCUCUUUCUUUGCAUGACAAUGCAUUGGAAGGAAGGAUUCCUGAAAAAAUAUUUGAUCUGAAACAACUGGUUCAUCUUCAUUUGCAGAACAACAAGUUCACAGGUCCAAUUCCAGAUGCCAUCUCAAAGCUAGAGUUUCUUUCCUAUUUGGAUCUCCAUGGAAACAUGUUUAACGGAUCCGUACCUAAAAGUAUGGGGAAUCUUCAUCGACUUGUGAUGUUAGAUUUGUCCCACAACCAUCUAUCUGGAUCAAUUCCUGGGGUUUUAAUCUCAGGUAUGAAAGAUAUGCAGCUAUAUAUGAACUUGUCCUACAAUUUCCUGGUAGGAGGUAUUCCAGCUGAGCUUGGGUUGUUGCAAAUGAUUCAAUCCAUUGACUUCUCAAACAACAAUCUCAUUGGGACUAUUCCAGUAACGAUUGGAGGUUGUAGAAAUUUGUUCUUCCUUGAUUUGUCAGGAAAUGAUCUUUCUGGUAGGCUUCCAGGGAAUGCUUUUACUGGAAUGAAAAUGCUCACUAACUUAAACCUUUCACGAAACAUAAUAGCUGGUGAAAUCCCUGAAGAGUUGGCAAAUCUGGAGCAUUUGUACUAUUUGGACCUCUCUCAAAACCAGUUCAAUGGCAGAAUCCCGCAAAAACUUUCAUCAUUGAAGUAUGUUAACCUUUCCUUUAAUCAAUUAGAAGGUCCUGUUCCAGACACUGGAAUAUUUAAAAAAAUAAAUGCUUCUAGCUUGGAAGGAAAUCCUGCUCUUUGUGGAUCCAAGUCUUUACCGCCUUGUGGAAAGAAGGAUUCGCGACUUCUAACAAAAAAGAACUUACUAAUUCUCAUAACCGUUGGGUCUAUUCUUGUACUCUUGGCUAUAAUUUUCUUAAUUCUAAAACGAUACUGUAAGCUUGAGAAAUCUAAAAGUAUUGAGAAUCCUGAACCAUCAAUGGAUUCUGCAUGUACCCUUAAGAGGUUUGAUAAGAAGGGUAUGGAGAUCACAACAGAAUACUUCGCCAAUAAAAACAUUCUAGGUUCCAGUACUUUAAGCACUGUCUACAAGGGUCAACUGGACAAUGGACAGGUUGUAGCUGUAAAAAGAUUGAAUUUGCAAUAUUUUGCUGCAGAAUCAGAUGAUUACUUCAAUAGAGAAAUCAAAAUUCUUUGUCAACUUAGACAUAGGAAUUUGGUGAAAGUACUUGGGUAUGCUUGGGAAAGUCAGAAGCUGAAGGCUAUCGUUCUUGAAUACAUGGAAAAUGGGAACUUGGAUAGGAUAAUACAUAACUCCGGAACAGAUCAAAUAAGUUGUCCAUUGUCAAAGAGGGUUGAUAUUUGUGUUUCCAUUGCUAGUGGGAUGCAAUACCUGCAUCAUGGAUAUGAUUUCCCCAUCAUUCACUGCGACUUGAAACCUUCAAACAUCCUUCUUGAUGGAGACUGGGUAGCCCAUGUGAGCGAUUUUGGAACUGCCAGAGUGUUGGGGGUGCAAAACCAAUACACAAGCAAUAUUUCCUCUUCAGCAGCUUUUGAAGGCACUAUCGGUUAUCUGGCUCCAGAGUUUGCAUACAUGGGGAAAGUGACAACAAAAGUAGAUGUGUUCAGUUUUGGUGUAAUACUGAUGGAAUUUCUGACAAAGAAAAGGCCGACUGCCACCAUUGAAGCCCAUGGACUCCCAAUCAGCUUGCAGCAACUGGUAGAGAGAGCUCUAGCUAAUGGAAAAGAGGAACUUAGACAAGUUUUGGAUCCUGUGUUGGUCUUGAAUGAUUCGAAAGAGCAAACGAGGUUAGAAAAACUGCUCAAACUAGCACUAAGCUGUACCGACCAAAAUCCUGAGAAUAGACCUGACAUGAAUGGAGUUCUGUCCAUCCUUCUGAAGCUGCAGAGGGAUGAAUUGUAGAUUUAAAUGUAGUAGUAUUGACAGUUAUAUUCAGUAUUAUAUUGUAUUUUCGUAAAUGAGCAACAAGUCAAGCUUAUCGAGUUCUAGUUAUAAACCAGUGACUAAUGGAUUCAAUAGAUUCUUAUGCUCAA
Molecule: messenger RNA, 3789 nt
Organism: Cucumis sativus (cucumber)
Lineage: Eukaryota; Viridiplantae; Streptophyta; Magnoliopsida; Cucurbitales; Cucurbitaceae
Product: LRR receptor-like serine/threonine-protein kinase FLS2
Exons: 2
Coding region: 188-3658 (1156 amino acids)
Biological process (GO): protein phosphorylation
Cellular component (GO): plasma membrane
Molecular function (GO): ATP binding; protein binding; protein kinase activity
Source: RefSeq, a predicted model, not a curated record